Messenger RNA from Rubroshorea leprosula, 1758 nucleotides. Lineage: Eukaryota; Viridiplantae; Streptophyta; Magnoliopsida; Malvales; Dipterocarpaceae. The record is from the annotation of a GenBank genome assembly.
GCCAUAUAUAAGGGCAUAGGAGGCAAGUGUUAUCUUGUUCUUAAUCCAUUGAAAUCUAAAAGAACACAGAAAUGCUUGGAGACGGUGCGCUAGAGGAGGCAAAGGUUCCUUUGCUCAAUGAUUUAGCUUCAGCGGCUAAGUUAAUAGCCAAGCAAGAUGAUGAAAAUCAAUCCCUUUCAACAAGGGUGUGGAUUGAAUCCAAAAAACUUUGGCAGAUUGUUGGACCUGCAAUUUUCAGCCGCCUCGCCUCCUAUUCCAUGGUUGUUAUCACCCAAGCCUUUGCUGGUCACCUGGGUGAUCUUGAGCUUGCCGCUAUCUCUAUCUCCAAUAAUGUCAUCAUUGGUUUCAACUUAGGCCUCUUGCUGGGGAUGGCGAGUGCAUUGGAAACUUUAUGUGGUCAAGCAUUUGGGGCAAAGAAAUACUACAUGUUGGGUGUAUACAUGCAACGUUCAUGGAUUGUUCUUUUCCUCUGUUGUGUUCUGCUUGUGCCUCUGUAUCUCUUUGCCUCUCCGCUUCUGAAUCUCUUAGGGCAGCCUAAAGACGUUGCAGAGCUAUCCGGUGAUGUUGCUAUGUGGAUGAUUCCUCUACACUUCAGCUUUGCCUUUCAGUUCCCUCUGCAGAGGUUCCUGCAGAGUCAGCUGAAGAACAUGGUGAUUGCGUGGGUAUCACUGGGGGCGUUUUUAGUGCAUGUUCUUGUGAGCUGGUUGUUCGUCUACAGACUGCAGCUUGGAGUCAUAGGCACCGCCGUUACUCUGAACUUUUCCUGGUGGGUUUUGGUUUUUGGACUUUUUGCAUACUCUGUCUGUGGCGGCUGCCCGCUCACAUGGACCGGUUUCUCCAUAGAAGCAUUUUCUGGUCUCUGGGAGUUCACCAAACUCUCUGCUGCUUCUGGUGUCAUGCUCUGCUUGGAGAAUUGGUACUAUAGAACAUUGAUACUGAUGACUGGAAAUCUUCAGAAUGCAAAGAUUGCUGUAGAUGCUCUAUCUAUAUGCAUGACAAUAAAUGGAUGGGAAGUGAUGAUUCCUUUCGCAUUUUUCGCAGGCACCGGAGUGAGGGUUGCAAAUGAGCUUGGAGCCGGGAAUGGUAGAGGAGCAAAGUUUGCCACAACAGUUUCCGUGUUAACAUCAAUCGUAAUUGGCCUUUUCUUCUGGCUAUUGAUCUUUCUGUUCCAUGAUCAGUUGGCUCUAAUUUUUACCACAAGCAAACCAGUCUUUAAAGAAGUGAGCAAGCUCUCGCUUCUCUUAGCCUUCACGGUUCUGCUCAACAGUGUUCAACCAAUUCUAUCCGGGGUGGCUGUGGGAUCAGGAUGGCAAUCCUAUGUGGCGUACAUUAACUUGGGUUGCUAUUAUCUUAUUGGUGUUCCUCUUGGAUUUUUGAUGGGAUGGGUUUUUCACCUAGGAGUUAUGGGAAUUUGGGCUGGAAUGAUAUUUGGUGGGACAGCAAUUCAAACAUUGAUAUUGGCCAUCAUUACCAUGAGAUGUGAUUGGGACAAGGAGGCUGAGAAAGCAUGGAUGCACGUAAGGAAGUGGGAGGAACAAAGUAGAUCGGAUUAAUGGACUUUGAAGGCAAGAAUAUUCCUAAGAUAUGAGAUGGCUCUUGCAAAACAUUACAAAUGAUCUCAAAGUCUAGUAUAUUUUUAUCUAUAAUUUAGACUCAAUUGAGUAUUAUUUUGCCUUUGAGUUUUAAAUUUUUAUUUUUUGAAAAAGUGUUUUACAAUCUUAAUUAUAUCAUAUUCUAAAAUAUAAACAUUUAAACAAA